Messenger RNA from Mangifera indica (mango), 902 nucleotides. RefSeq lists its product as uncharacterized. The transcript has 2 exons. The coding region runs from base 71 to 628 and encodes 185 amino acids. The record is from RefSeq and is a predicted model, not a curated record. Lineage: Eukaryota; Viridiplantae; Streptophyta; Magnoliopsida; Sapindales; Anacardiaceae.
UCCAGGACUCCGGAUCUUUUAGACAGUCGCAUAGCUCAACUCAAUUCAUUGUUCGUUUCUAGACAAAACCAUGGCUCAAAAUCUCUCUCUUCUCUCUCUCUUGUUGCUUUCCUACGUCUUCGCACCUUCUCUAUCUCAAUCAUCUGAAUCUGAUCGGCCCACUGUCUACGAGCUCCUCCCCAAGUACGGCCUCCCGUCGGGCCUCUUGCCGGCAACCGUCGCCAGCUACACCCUCAACGACGACGGCUCCUUCGUCCUCGAGCUCUCCUCCACCUGCUACAUCCAGUUCGACUACUUGGUCUAUUACGACAAGACCAUCACCGGAAAGCUCAGUUACGGCGGCAUCACUGACCUCAACGGUAUUCAAGUUCAGCGCUUUUUGUUCUGGUUCGAUGUCGACGAGAUCAAGGUUGAUGUGCCGCCAUCCGAUUCGAUUUACUUCCAGGUUGGGUUGAUCAAUAAGAAGCUCGACGUGGACCAGUUCAAAACUGUCCAUCCUUGUCGUGAUGAUAAUUUGGGUCAUUCUGGGUCGGGUUGCAGGUCGUGGUAUAGUGCCCUGAAGGUAUUAUUCACUUUUGAGCUGCCAACUCCCCUUGAAGAUGAAGUCCAGAUGCUAAUUACAGAGUAGAUGUUAUCAAGUGCUUUCUAUUAGUAUAUCUUAGAGUCUUAAAAUGGUUGCUAAUAGUUCACAGUUUAGAGUUAGUUACACUUUCAGACCCGAAAAUCAGGAGUCUGACAGUCUUUUCAAAGCAAGUUGUAUAAUAAUAUCAUAUAUAUAUCCAGUUUCAGUCUUCAAUGUACCGCUAUGUACUCUUGUAUUUGAACCUUGUAUAUACCCGAGGAACAAGUGAUGGUACUUGUGUUGUGCCUAGCCUUAUAAUAUGCUUAUGAGGUUGGAUUUA